Drosophila miranda is the source of this 4022-nucleotide messenger RNA. Its product is annotated as sushi, von Willebrand factor type A, EGF and pentraxin domain-containing protein 1-like. Bases 1 to 3951 code for a protein of 1316 amino acids. Gene Ontology annotation, molecular function: Notch binding; calcium ion binding. Gene Ontology annotation, biological process: Notch signaling pathway. NCBI's taxonomy places the organism in Eukaryota, Metazoa, Arthropoda, Insecta, Diptera, Drosophilidae. The transcript has 6 exons. The record is from RefSeq and is a predicted model, not a curated record.
AUGGAAUGGCAGAAAAAUUGCAUAUCGCGAUAUAGCGUAGCUAAUUACUAUGUGAGAGAGCGAAGAGGAAAGAGCGAGUUCUGCCUGCUGGGCGCCAACUGCACGGACCUGGUCAAUGACUUCCAGUGCGCCUGUCCGCCCGGCUUUACGGGCAAACGCUGCGAGCAGAAGAUCGACCUGUGCCUGUCGGAACCCUGCAAACAUGGCACCUGCGUGGACCGACUGUUCGAUCACGAGUGCGUCUGCCAUCCCGGCUGGACGGGUGCCGCCUGCGAGGUGAAUAUCGACGACUGCGAGAACCGACCCUGCGCCACCUGUGUGGAUCAGAUCGAUGGCUUUACGUGCAAGUGCCGUCCCGGCUACGUGGGGGUCAGCUGCGAGGCGGAGAUCGAUGAGUGCCUCAGCGAUCCGUGCAAUCCCGUGGGCACCGAACGCUGCCUGGAUCUGGACAACAAGUACGAGUGCGUCUGCCGCGAUGGCUUCAAGGGCAUCCUCUGCGAGACGGAUAUCGAUGACUGCGAGGCGCAGCCCUGCCUUAACAACGGCAUCUGUCGCGAUCGUGUCGGUGGCUUCGAGUGCGGCUGUGAGCCCGGAUGGAGCGGCAUGCGCUGCGAGCAGCAGGUUACGACCUGCAGCCUCCAGGCGCCAUGCCAGAACGAUGCCAGCUGCAUUGACCUGUUCCAGGACUACUUCUGUGUGUGCCCCAGCGGCACCGAUGGCAAGAACUGCGAGACCGCACCCGAACGCUGCAUCGGCGAUCCGUGCAUGCACGGCGGCAAGUGCCAGGACUUUGGCUCCGGCCUGAACUGCAGCUGUCCGGCGGAUUACUCCGGCAUUGGCUGCCAGUACGAGUACGAUGCCUGCGAGGAGCAUGUCUGCCAGAACGGUGCCACCUGUGUGGACAAUGGUGCUGGCUACAGCUGCCAGUGUCCCGCGGGCUUUACGGGCCGCAAUUGCGAACAGGACAUUGCCGACUGCAAGGACAACUCGUGUCCGCCUGGGGCUAGCUGUGUGGACCUCACCAACGGCUUCUACUGCCAGUGCCCCUUCAACAUGACCGGCGAUGAUUGCCGCAAGGCCAUCCAAGUGGACUACGAUCUGUACUUCAGCGAUCCCUCGAGGUCUACGGCCGCCCAGGUGGUGCCCUUCGCCACGGGCGGAGCCAACAGCUUGACGGUGGCCAUGUGGGUGCAAUUCGCCCAGAAGGACGAUCCCGGCAUCUUCUUUUCGCUGUACGGAGUGGAAUCCGCACGCAUGACGCAACACCGUCGCCUCCUGCUGCAGGCCCACUCCAGUGGCGUGCAGGUCUCGCUGUUUGAGGACCAAUCCGAUGCCUUCCUGAGCUUCGGCGAGUACACCUCCGUCAACGAUGGACAGUGGCAUCAUGUGGCUGUCGUCUGGGACGGCGUCAGCGGACAGCUGCAGCUCAUCACUGAAGGAUUGAUUGCCAGCAAAAUGGAGUACGGCGCUGGAGGAGCCCUCCCUGGGUAUCUCUGGUCGGUGCUGGGUCGUCCACAGCCCUAUGGCGGCGUCAGCCAUGAGUUGGCCUACUCAGAUGCCGGCUUCCAGGGCACCGUGACCAAGACCCAGGUGUGGGCCCGCGCCCUCGACAUCACCUCCGAGAUCCAGAAGCAAGUGCGCGACUGUCGCUCGGAACCAGUACUCUAUCCCGGUCUUAUUCUCAACUGGGCCGGCUAUGAGGUCACCUCCGGGGGCGUGGAGCGGAAUGUACCCUCGCUGUGCGGACAACGCAAGUGUCCUGUGGGCUAUACCGGCGGCAAUUGCCAGCAGCUGGUUGUGGACAAGGAGCCACCAGUCGUCGAGCACUGCCCUGGCGAUCUUUGGGUCAUAGCCAAGAACGGUUCGGCCGUCGUCACCUGGGAUGAGCCACACUUCAGCGACAAUAUUGGCGUCACGAAGAUCUACGAACGCAAUGGACAUCGCUCGGGCACGACCCUCCUCUGGGGCACCUACGAUAUCACCUACAUUGCCUCCGAUGCGGCUGGCAAUACGGCUUCCUGCAGCUUUAAGGUUUCGCUGUUGACUGACUUCUGCCCUGCCUUGGCUGAUCCCGUGGGUGGCUCGCAGGUCUGCAAGGACUGGGGCGCAGGCGGACAGUUCAAGGUGUGUGAGAUUGCCUGCAAUGCUGGUCUACGCUUCUCCGAACAAGUGCCCGAAUUCUACACCUGCGGAGCCGAGGGCUUCUGGCGUCCCACGCGCGAACCCUCGAUGCCUCUGGUCUAUCCAUCCUGCUCGCCCUCGAAGCCCGCGCAGCGUGUGUUCCGCAUCAAGAUGCUCUUCCCCUCGGAUGUGCUGUGCAACAAGGCGGGACAGGCAGUGCUGCGGCAGAAGGUGACGAACUCUGUGAAUGGAUUGAACAGGGACUGGAACUUCUGCUCGUAUGCCAUCGAGGGAACGAGCGAUCCUGUGGUCCAUACAUCGACGGGCGAACGCUCGAGUGUAAAGCAGCUGUUGGAGAAACUCAUCCUCGAGGACGAUCAGUUUGCCGUGCAGGAGAUCCUGCCCAACACAGUGCCCGAUCCGGCCUCCCUGGAGCUCGGCUCGGAGUACGCCUGUCCCGUGGGUCAGGUGGUGAUGAUACCCGACUGUGUGCCCUGUGCCAUUGGCACCUACUACGACAGUGCCAACAAGACGUGUAUUGCCUGUGCGCGCGGCACCUAUCAGUCGGAGGCGGGCCAGCAGCAGUGCAGCAAGUGUCCGGUGAUUGCAGGACGUCCUGGAGUCACGGCUGGACCUGGAGCCCGGUCGGCGGCCGACUGCAAGGAACGCUGUCCGGCUGGCAAGUAUUUCGAUGCGGAGACAGGUCUGUGCCGCUCCUGCGGCCAUGGAUUCUAUCAGUCGAACGAGGGAGCCUUUGGCUGCGAUCUGUGCGGCCUCGGUCAGACCACCCGCUCCACGGAGGCGAACUCGCGCAAGGAGUGCCGCGACGAGUGCAGCUCUGGCCAGCAGCUCGGCGCCGAUGGUCGCUGCGAGCCCUGCCCGCGUGGAACCUACCGCCUGCAGGGCGUACAGCCGUCGUGCGCCGCCUGUCCCCUGGGACGCACCACACCCAAGGUGGGUGCCAGUUCCGUGGAGGAGUGCACCCUGCCUGUUUGCUCGCCCGGAACCUAUCUGAAUGCCACCCUCAAUAUGUGCAUUGAGUGCAGAAAGGGCUUCUAUCAGUCCGAGUCGCAGCAGACCGCCUGCAUCCAGUGCCCGCCCAAUCACAGCACCAAGAUCACCGGCGCCACCUCCAAGAGCGAAUGCACCAAUCCCUGCGAGCACAUAGCCGAGGGCAAACCCCACUGCGAUGCGAAUGCCUACUGCAUCAUGGUACCAGAGACCUCUGACUUUAAGUGCGAGUGCAAACCGGGCUUCAAUGGCACUGGCAUGGCCUGCACGGAUGUGUGCGACGGCUUCUGCGAGAACUCGGGCGCCUGUGUCAAGGAUCUGAAGGGUACACCCUCUUGCCGUUGCGUCGGCUCCCUCACCGGACCCCAUUGCGCCGAGCGUUCGGAGUUUGCGUACAUCGCGGGCGGCAUUGCCGGUGCAGUGAUCUUCAUUAUCAUCAUUGUACUGCUCAUUUGGAUGAUAUGCGUGCGCUCGACGAAGCGCCGCGAUCCCAAGAAGAUGCUAACUCCUGCCAUCGAUCAAACGGGCUCGCAGGUGAACUUCUACUAUGGCGCCCACACACCCUACGCGGAGUCCAUAGCGCCCUCGCACCACAGCACCUAUGCGCACUACUACGACGACGAGGAGGAUGGCUGGGAGAUGCCCAAUUUCUACAACGAAACGUAUAUGAAGGAUGCUUUGCAUGGGGGCAAGAUGAGCACAUUGGCCAGGUCGAAUGCCUCGCUUUAUGGAACUAAAGAAGACUUAUACGAUCGACUGAAACGUCAUGCCUACACGGGCAAGAAGGAAAAGAGUGAUAGUGAUAGCGAAGUGCAGUAAACAAUAAACAACGAGAAGCAUAUGUAAUUAAAAUCUGCUUUAAUGUAAAAUGUGGUCAUACAAAAAUAUAA